CAUGCUAAUAAUGAGACACGAGAUCUCACUUGGUCACUCUUUAUCAUUUUCCAUCGGCACUAAGAACGCAUGGCCGCUUUCGCUUUAUGGCUCUCUCGCUUACGCUCUUCUUCCAAAACUGCCUGCACCAGUUUCCGCAACUCCUUUCUCCACAACAUCAGGUCUGAAACCACACUAACCACCGCAAAUCUCAUCGGCUCCGGCACUGCGAAACGGCCAUUUCUGUUAUGGUCAAGCUCUCUCCUUCCUCUCACCCUCGCUCUCUCUGCUGGAUCUCUCGCCUUCCAUUUUCAACCUCAGCCUUCUCUUUGUGACUCCUCUAAUCUCGAUUCUCGCAUUGGAGGCAAAGGUAGCACCGAGUUUGUUGUAGAGGGUUCUCACAGGAAGGUCCCUCAGGAGCUUAUUGAUGAAUUGAGGGCUAUCUGUCAGGAUAACAUGACAAUGGAUUAUGAAGAAAGGUACUUUCAUGGGAAGCCACAGAACAGUUUUCAUAGUGCAGUACAUAUCCCUGAUGUGGUUGUUUUCCCAAGAUCAGAAGAGGAAGUUUCCAACAUUGUAAAAUCUUGUGACAAGCAUAAGGUCCCUAUAGUACCUUAUGGUGGAGCUACAUCAAUCGAGGGCCACACAUUAUCACCUCAUGGUGGUGUUUGCAUUGACAUGUCACUCAUGAAGAGUGUUAAAGCUCUGCAUAUUGAGGACAUGGAUGUAGUUGUUGAGCCUGGGAUUGGGUGGAUGGAGCUUAAUGAAUAUUUGGAGCCUUAUGGUCUAUUCUUUCCCCUUGAUCCAGGGCCUGGUGCAACCAUUGGAGGAAUGUGUGCUACACGUUGCUCUGGAUCUUUAGCUGUGAGGUACGGGACUAUGCGAGACAAUGUCAUUAAUCUCAAGGUAGUUCUUGCCAAUGGAGAUGUAGUCAAGACAGCUUCCCGUGCUCGUAAAAGUGCUGCAGGGUACGAUUUGACUCGUUUGGUGAUUGGAAGUGAAGGAACGCUUGGCAUAAUAACAGAGGUCACAUUACGACUUCAGAAAAUUCCACAGCAUUCAGUGGUUGCAAUGUGUAAUUUUCCAACAAUUAAGGAUGCAGCAGAUGUUGCCAUCGCCACUAUGCUGUCUGGGAUACAGGUGUCAAGGGUAGAACUGCUGGAUGAGGUUCAAGUACGAGCUAUUAAUAUUGCCAAUGGGAAGAAUUUACCUGAAGUUCCUACUUUGAUGUUUGAAUUUAUAGGCACAGAGGCAUAUGCACGUGAGCAAACACUAAUAGUUCAGGAGAUUGUUUCUAAGCACAAUGGCUCAGAUUUUGUUUUUGCUGAACAGCCUGAAGCUAAAAAGGAACUUUGGAAGAUUAGAAAAGAGGCUCUGUGGGCUUGCUUUGCAAUGGAACCAAAAUAUGAGGCACUGAUCUCGGAUGUUUGUGUUCCUUUAUCACGCCUGGCAGAAUUGAUAUCAAGGUCUAAACAAGAGCUGGAUGCAUCCCGCCUGGUUUGCACAGUUAUUGCUCAUGCUGGUGAUGGGAACUUCCAUACCGUGAUUCUUUUUGAUCCUAGCCAAGAAGACGAUCGACAAGAAGCAGAAAGAUUGAACAAGUUUAUGGUCAACGCUGCCCUGUCAAUGGAAGGAACAUGCACUGGUGAACAUGGUGUUGGCACAGGGAAAAUGAAGUAUCUGGAGAAGGAACUUGGGGUGGAGGCCUUGAAGACGAUGAAAAGAAUUAAAACAGCAUUAGAUCCAAACAACAUCAUGAACCCAGGAAAGCUCAUUCCGCCUCAUGUUUGCUUCUAAGGACGUGUUUGGUGAACUUGGAGUGGAGGCAUCCUUAUUGGCAUGUGCUUUAUCUGCAAUAGUUGGCUGUUGUGUUCCAAAAGGUAUGCUCCCUUGCCAUUUCUACCAUUUUGAAUAGUUGCCUCAUUAACACACAGGAUUAAAAUAGGACAUUGUACUGGCCAAUGUCUCCUCAAAUUGUACCAUUUCCUUUGUGUUGAGAGUUUGAGUUACCUUAACAUUUACUGUUCUUGCUUAUGUUUUCUUUCACACAUCCAAAGUGUGUGAUCUGUUCCCUCUAAAAAAAUACUUAUAGAUUGUAUAAUUUGGAAUCCUAUAUGUUUGCUGCUAAUAGAUGACAACGAAAAAUGUAAUAUGAA
This is a messenger RNA of Manihot esculenta (cassava), 2135 nucleotides long. Its product is annotated as D-lactate dehydrogenase [cytochrome], mitochondrial. Lineage: Eukaryota; Viridiplantae; Streptophyta; Magnoliopsida; Malpighiales; Euphorbiaceae. The transcript has 18 exons. Gene Ontology annotation, biological process: lactate catabolic process. The record is from RefSeq and is a predicted model, not a curated record. Gene Ontology annotation, cellular component: mitochondrion. Bases 70 to 1776 code for a protein of 568 amino acids. Gene Ontology annotation, molecular function: FAD binding; D-lactate dehydrogenase (NAD+) activity; D-lactate dehydrogenase (cytochrome) activity.